This is a messenger RNA of Haemonchus placei, 681 nucleotides long. The record is from the annotation of a GenBank genome assembly. NCBI's taxonomy places the organism in Eukaryota, Metazoa, Nematoda, Chromadorea, Rhabditida, Trichostrongylidae.
AUGCGAGAUGAGUGUAUGGUUAGCACAGCUCAGGAAUCAAUGAGGAAUCUCAUAGAAAAGAACAUUCAGGAAUUCAACAUUGAUGACGGAUAUCUGCGAUUCGAUAGUUCUGAAGAUCCUGAACCUCAGACACACUUCUGUUGGGCAUCAAAUCUCGAAUUCACGAAUGCUGAUGACGCAUUUUUCGAGUUCCUGUCUCGUAUGCAGUCAGCUCGUCUUGAUGAGCAACGAUGUGAUCUUUCUAUUCUCGCAUCACGACCAAUCACUGGCCGACGUCAAACGGAUAGUCUAAUGACAACACAAAAUGAGGCUCCGGAAGCUCUAAUUGAUCUACUGAUGAACGCACAAGGACGACGGAUGGACGAACAAAGGGCAACACUGCUACCUGGUUUGAAUAACCAGGAACAAGCUCACGAACUCAUUGAAAAACUUGGUUCGGCAACUGGUGAAGGCAGUGAUUCGAGGAUUGAUGACACUCUCAUUGACAUGCUCAUGCGUGCGCAAAGUCACAGGAUGAAUGAGCAGCGCUCCGAGCUUGCAAGUGAUCGGAAGAACACCGUAGAUGCUGAUUUAUCUGCCGUCACCACUCCGCAAGACGAUGUGUCCGCUUUGGUGAUGCGCAUGCAGUCUUGCCGAUUCGAGGAGCAGCGUGCUUAUCUGAGAACGGAAAGUAAUGAGUAA